Molecule: messenger RNA, 2540 nt
Organism: Postia placenta MAD-698-R-SB12
Lineage: Eukaryota; Fungi; Basidiomycota; Agaricomycetes; Polyporales; Adustoporiaceae
Exons: 7
Coding region: 1-2514 (837 amino acids)
Source: RefSeq, a predicted model, not a curated record
AUGUUUACUGACCCUGACGAUGAAGGACCCGACCAGCUAUGCGCAGAGGAACGCAGGGCGAUCAAUGAGAAACUCUUGAUGUUGGCGAACGAAGUCGAGUUGGAACCAGACGUGAUUCGCAGUGUACCCACCACAGGCGCUGAUUUUCUGCAAGAACUUGCUGAACUUGGAGCGAUCGACGCUAGAUAUCAGAACCGCACAACAGCUAGGACUUCAAUGAAAAAUUAUCCAAAGCUAACAGAGUUGCUAGCAGGCGCCCUCGCCAAGAAGGACUUCUCCGCCAUAUGUCGCCUCCAGCUUCUGAGACCGACUGCGACAUGGCAACAAUCUGCAAAGGAUGCCGGUAUGUGGCCGUCCGUCAAUGAGGAGAAAAGUAAAGCGGUUCGUGAUGCAUGGGCAAGUCCAUACAUCGGCGAUGCACACACAAUGCUCCUCGAGAAUGUGCGCCGCCUCAAUGAGAAUCGGCGUCCAAGCCCGUACAGAACGAGCGUGCUGGUUUUGCAAAGCUCUGGGACAGGCAAGUCUAGGACAGUAGACGAGCUCGCCAAGGAUAUCUUCGUGAUCCCUCUCAACAUUCGAAAAACGGCCCCAGGCUAUCCAUAUCCUCAUGCCGAUACUAGCAUAUCUCAUUACCUCGUCGGAUACUACCAUUCGUGGGACGCUGCCAUCGCCGCCUACUACAGCUUCUUUUCAUGCUUGUUUUGUGGUAUACUCGCAGAGGUCAAAGCGCAUUUGAAAUGUGAUUACGAGGAUGCCAUGGAACUUGCACAAGCUUGGCGCGCACACCUUAUGGCCAUAGAUGCGGGGUGUGCUGAUCGGCGCACCAACAGGGAAAGACUGUACGCAGACAUCAUAGAGAGAGCCUAUGGCUCUAAAGGCGACCUGAGUCGUGAUCUCAAUGAAGCUUGCGACCGCAUCGUCAGGCAGGGAAUGGCACUUGCGGAUGAAAUCGCGAAACGUGUAAGGUCGAUCGACAAGAGACUCGUGAUUGUGAUAGAGUUCGGGAGCGACUGUAUUCCAGCUCCCUGCAACGAGAUGCCUUGGGAUGUCUUUCCAGGAGGAGAGAUUCUUGCCUAUGAGGGCCAGAAAUCACUCAAGGAUGUCUGCACACUUGAAUUCAUGUGCAAUUUCGGACGUCCUCUAUGGCAAGCUCUCUACACAAGUGCGCAUGAGAGGGUUCGUGCUAGUGUCGUGAAUGUGGCAAUCUCGAAAUUGACGGGCAUCUACAACUACACCGACGCUGAUGAUGCAAACCUGAGAGACGUCCUGGACGAUGCCCGUCUUGCCGCCCUCAGCGUCCGACUCCUUCUGGAGUAUCCACCACUCAACGAAGAUUUCAUCCUUACGGGAAUGCGUCUAGUGGAGUCACACAUGGCCAUCGCCUACACCUUCAAGGCGGAUCGUCAGGGGUUGACGGCGGGAUAUCCAUCGGAACCCAUCGUUGCCGAAGCAGCUGCGCAAGUGAUGUGGAAAUUCAGAAGACCCGUGUCGGAAGUAUUAGCACAGUAUGUUACGAGUGGGAUGGUCCCUAUCGGAACAAGGGGUGAGCUAGUGAUGCGGCUGCUUCUCAUCAAGGCCUUCGAUUGGGCGGCGACGAGAUUCUGGAGAGAAAGUGAGCUGAUUGACCGGCCGGUGCACCUCUUCCACUUCCUGUCAGAGCUCUUCGGGCCUGAGCACCUGAGCCACAUCAAGAAGGCUCGCCCCGACAACUGUGGUGACAAGCAGACAUUCGAAAAAGCUUUCAAGGACGCGUACAUUCGUUUCACGCACUUUGCGAGGAUGGAGGACGACAGUUUGGUGAGUUCGCAGGGGGCAUGGGCAGCGAUAAUGCGCGGGAUAGCCUGGCUGUGCUCCCCGACCCAGGAGACCGUCGACUGCAUUAUUCCGGUGACCAUCGGCACGGGAAUGUUGUCAGAAAAGACAAUGACAGCAAUCUUCAUCCGCGCGAGCAACCGGCCGAGGUCCACACUACACCCCAUCGACGAAGCUAGCCUGAAUGGGCGCAAUGGUCGGAGCUUCUUUCCAGAGGAUAGCACGACGCCACGGCCAUAUAUCACGAUUGUGAUGGAGUUUGGCAUUCAAACAGCAGACAAUUACGCGACGACGUCCACGGUGGGUCCCGACCCGCACAACCCAGCGACCCACCAGAGUUCUCCAAUGGACCAUGGGUCGGCCAACACAGCCCUGCAUCCGCGUUACGCGAUGGUUGUGUACGGCUGUUCGCGCAAAGUGUACAAAGUCAUCCAGGACAAGAGAUCAUACAAACUGCUUCUGAAUGGGCGAAAUAUCUAUGACGAUCAUCCCCGUCAAGAAUCGGUCGAGUGGUUAAGGCGCAUCAGAGGCUGGUCCGCACGAACCUCCAGCAUGAAAUGGGCAGAUGACACAGAGUAUCUAUCAGAAGCGGGCGAGGACGGGGAGAUGGCUGCUGCACGAGAGGUACAAGACGAUGUUGGAUGGAUUGACAUCUCGACCCGUCCUGAUGCGUCUGACGAUGAUGGAAACUCGAAUGUCUAGCUGUAAUCGAAUGAGUUUGGGUCUUU